CCGGUGGCCCCGGAGGGGCCCCAGUGGGGCCGGGACAUUUGCGCCGCCCUGGCGGGAGGGCGAGGGCCCGCACGCGGCCCCGCUGGAGGCCUCGCCCCAUCUCAAGGCCUGUCCGUGCUCCGGGCUCGCCCCUGGCUGCAAGGGCUGGUUCGGUGCUCGGGGGGUGGGUCCAGCCCCUAGGGCCUCCCUCAAGGGCGCCUAGGAGGUGUCUGAGUCAACCCCGCUGCUGACUCCUCAGCUUUGGCCGUAGUCAGGGUUUCAUCGGGAGCCCGCCUUCCUCCCGCUGCGAGCUGCAUUAUAAAGCGCUACUGCGAGAAGAGGUUUGUUCCCAAAUACCUGGCGACUAUUGGCAUCGACUAUGGCGUCACGAAAGUGCAGGUCAGAGAUCGAGAGAUCAAAGUGAACAUCUUCGACAUGGCGGGGCACCCAUUCUUCUACGAGGUGAGGAAUGAGUUCUACAAGGACACGCAGGGGGUCAUCCUGGUCUACGACGUCGGGCAGAAGGAUUCUUUCGACGCGCUGGAUGCAUGGCUGGCUGAGAUGAAGCAGGAGCUGGGCCCCCACGGGAAUAUGGAGAACAUUGUCUUUGUUGUCUGUGCGAACAAGAUCGACUGCACCAAGCACCGCAGCGUGGAUGAAAGCGAGGGGCGGCUCUGGGCAGAGAGCCGGGGCUUUCUUUAUUUCGAGACGUCGGCGCAAACAGGAGAAGGGAUCAACGAGAUGUUCCAGACCUUCUACUCCGCCAUCAUCGACCUGUGUGACAACGGCGGGAAGCGUCCCCCGUCCAGCAUGGGAGUUGGCUUCACCAAAGAGCAGGCAGAUGCCAUCCGCAGGAUCCGCAACAGCAAGGACAGCUGGGACAUGCUGGGGGUCAAACCCGGAGCCACAAGGGAUGAAGUGAACAAAGCCUAUCGGAAGCUGGCAGUGCUGCUCCACCCUGAUAAGUGCGUGGCUCCCGGCAGCGAGGACGCCUUCAAAGCGGUGGUGAACGCCCGGACCGCGCUUCUCAAAAACAUCAACAGGUGGGUCCGGGUCGCUCCAUCCCAAACACACAGUCACUGUUUUCUCUGGAUAUUCGUGCUGAUACAGAGGGGAUCGUCACCGGUCACCCCAAGAAGUGUGUGUGGAAGCUUGAGAUCUGGCCAUUGCGAUGCUGAGAGAGGUCAGAGCUGCCAGGCUUCUAGGAGAGAGCAAACAGCAGCAGAUCCCUUUAGGUCCCACAGUUUCAGCAGGACCCCGUUUUAUUUCUUUUCUGCUAUGUGAGCUUGGCAGGAAAGGACCCAACACUAAGUUAUGAAAUGAAAGCCACCGAGUGUGUGUUCGUGUGUGUGUGAGAGAGAGGACACUAAGUUAUUGAAAGCCACUGAGUGCGUGUGUGUGUGUAUCUCCUACCCCUGCCCCAAACGUAUCCCAUUCAGAAGUGUUUUCUUCUGUGGCCAGUGCAGUUUUCUUUCACUUCAAGGCAGCUUUUCUGUAUUGCCUUUUCAAAAUGUAUAAGAAAUCAAUAACAGAUCCCACCUUUUUGGCAGCAAGCACUGAGGGAACUUCGAAGCGAGCAUCAUUUUGAUCUCUCCCUGGUUUCUGGUGCCAGGCUGCUGGGAGGCAGAAAUAAGCUGUCCUGCUGGGAAACACUUUUUGCUUCUCCAGUGUAGAAAUAUCCAAGGGGAGAUGUUGCUACAAAAGGUUAAUAUUUAAAAUAGCUUCAUUUAUCCUCUGCCGGAUGUAUUAAAAGCUGGGUCGGGGGAGAUGAGCAGGGCGGGCAUUGGAGCUGCAGCAAGUUACACUGACAGGAUCUUGUUCUAGACACUUCAUAGCGCUCCAGAGUUCACUGGAAACCUCCCCCCUUGCCUGGCGAAGGAAACCACUUGAUUCUGGCUUCAGACCCAUUUUUCUGCACUUUUUUCCACUGAGGAGGGUAGGUAAUCCUGCUGCUGAAUGGUGCACUUUACUUUGAGGGCGAGAUUUCGGUGCCUGGAGUAGUUUAAAUGCUGCCUCGGUUCCUGUCGGUCAGGGGCUCUCCAGGUCUGUUGUGCGGUGCCCAGGCUCUCCUUGCAGAAACGCUGUUUGCUCCUCAGGUGACUCUGUCUGCCAGGCUGGGGUUUAUCCUGCCUGUUUACAGAGCUAACCGGAUGUUUAGCGAUGAUUGCACACGCAUGUCACGUCUAGCGAUGCCGGUGACCUUCUAAGUUGUGUUAUUUUUAUAAAUUAAAACCCCCUUUGGAACAAAGGAA
This is a messenger RNA of Dromaius novaehollandiae (emu), 2231 nucleotides long. RefSeq names its product DnaJ heat shock protein family (Hsp40) member C27 (gene DNAJC27). Lineage: Eukaryota; Metazoa; Chordata; Aves; Casuariiformes; Dromaiidae. The record is from RefSeq and is a predicted model, not a curated record. The coding region runs from base 415 to 1263 and encodes 282 amino acids. Gene Ontology annotation, molecular function: GTP binding; GTPase activity. Gene Ontology annotation, cellular component: lysosome; late endosome; phagocytic vesicle. The transcript has 8 exons. Gene Ontology annotation, biological process: phagosome-lysosome fusion.